Balaenoptera ricei (Rice's whale) is the source of this 1040-nucleotide messenger RNA. RefSeq names its product serine rich single-pass membrane protein 1 (gene SSMEM1). Bases 195 to 764 code for a protein of 189 amino acids. The transcript is spliced from 5 exons. The record is from RefSeq and is a predicted model, not a curated record. NCBI's taxonomy places the organism in Eukaryota, Metazoa, Chordata, Mammalia, Artiodactyla, Balaenopteridae.
ACAGGGGCUAGGAGCGUUACCAGGGAAACAGCCGUUGGAUUUGUGGCGCCCGCUCAGUGACCAAAAUUUUUUCCUAAAAUGCUCCUGAGUUCCAAUAGAAGAAAAUGAAGUUUCCUCGUGGUAUUGCAUGUUAAUGAAAAUCUGCAGCUUUUGGAGUCAUAGAGCCCUGAGCUUCAAGGACCUCAAGAGAGCUUAUGGCCCAGCCUUCUGCUUGUAGGCAAAUGUCUGAGAAGAAAAAGAAUGAAGACAAUGGAACAAGCACUUCACUAAGUAAAGCAAGCAAAGAUACUUCCUAUAAGCGGCAAAACAAAGAUGGUGCCUGGGAUUCUUUGCAAAUGAUGACAAAACCAAAGCAGAACCAACUUACUCUUGUAACUGACUCAGAAAUGGCUUUGGUCAAUGCAUAUCUUGAACAAAGACGAGCGAGGCACCAUUCUGAAUUCAGCCGGGUGAAUCAGACCCAACCUGACAGUGAUACUACUGAGUGUGAGAGUGAAGUAUCUAACUCGGGAGCCUCCUCUUGGAAGGAGAGUGAAAGUGAACACCACCAAUCACCAGCCAGUAUUAAGAAGAGAAAAAUAGCUCAGAGGCAAAGGAAUAUGGGAGGUUGCCAAAUCAGGGAAAGGCCCUGCCUCCACUGCAAAGCCAUGAGAACCAAUGAAUGGCUGACCCGCCAUUUCCUUCAAAACACUUCAGUAACAACCCCAAAGAAGGGAGAUAUUCAAGAAGGAAAUUCUGGACCUGGUAUUAACAAAAUUCAGUAAAUUUUGAAUUUUAUCCAGUCCUUACCUUACUUGAAGCCAAAUGAAAGAGAUGAAUAAAACACAAAAAAUCACCAGAGCUCUAGGUGAGGAGGCUUUUACAAUAAAGUCUCUCUACUAACAACAAAAACAUUCUUGGAAUGCAAGAGAUAAAAUUUCAGAUAAUUCUUUGUCCAAAAACAGGCCAGUGAAUUUGUUUAUGGCACCAUUGGAGCAUCAAAGAUCUACAUCCACUGUGAUUUUUUUAUUCAAAAGAGCACAAGACAGAUACUUUAUGCC